This is a messenger RNA of Suillus discolor, 555 nucleotides long. RefSeq lists its product as uncharacterized. The record is from RefSeq and is a predicted model, not a curated record. Bases 1 to 555 code for a protein of 184 amino acids. The transcript has 2 exons. Lineage: Eukaryota; Fungi; Basidiomycota; Agaricomycetes; Boletales; Suillaceae.
AUGGACAAAUGGUAUGAGUCUUUCGAGGGAAUACUAGCUAUCCACCAGGACAAGUUUGUUACUGCUUCGGCACCAACACGUCAAAGUAUUUUGAAGACAAUACGCGAUCAGAUUGUCACAAAACAUAAGUCACUGGAGGAUCCUGCUGCCUUGCCGAAGCCUUUAAGAAAGGCCAUUAGGCGCUACUAUCUCCAGUUCUUAACCGAUGAGGAUGAUAUUCAAGCUGAAGGAGAGUUCCUGGAAGAUGAACAGGACAAUGAAGCACUUGGUGUAUCCCCUGAGGAGAGGGAGAUGGCAGCUCGUCCAAAGGAUGCCGCAUUUUACAAGAAGGAAAUUACUGACUGGGAUGUCGCACAGAAGUUGUUCAAGCAGGAAAUUGAUGACUAUGACAAGGAGGAGCAAUCAAAGUUGGGGGGAAAACAUUUGAUUAAAUUCUGUACAGGACACGCGAGGGACUGGUUUAACAAUAUGACUCCUGCGCAACGUGAGGAGGUAGAGGACACGAAGGAAAAGUGGAAUAGGGAAGGCGCACCAGCAGAAGCGCAGGCAAUGUAA